This is a messenger RNA of Aspergillus steynii IBT 23096, 3238 nucleotides long. RefSeq names its product sodium transport ATPase 5. The transcript has 2 exons. Gene Ontology annotation, cellular component: plasma membrane. The coding region runs from base 16 to 2901 and encodes 961 amino acids. Gene Ontology annotation, molecular function: P-type calcium transporter activity; ATP hydrolysis activity; ATP binding. Lineage: Eukaryota; Fungi; Ascomycota; Eurotiomycetes; Eurotiales; Aspergillaceae. Gene Ontology annotation, biological process: calcium ion transmembrane transport; intracellular calcium ion homeostasis. The record is from RefSeq and is a predicted model, not a curated record.
GUGCUCCUGCUGGCCAUGGCGGUCAGUUUUGGAAUCAAGUCAUGGAUCGAGGGCGGUGUGAUCUGCGCCGUCAUCGUCUUGAAUAUCGUCGUCGGCUUUUUUCAGGAAUAUGCCGCCGAAAAGACCAUGGAGUCUUUGCAUUCGUUGAGCUCGCCCACUGGAACUGUUUCUCGUGGUGGUCAUACCUUCUCGAUCCCGUCGACAGACAUUGUGCCUGGCGACAUGGUCGAGUUGAGGACUGGCGAUACCGUCCCGGCUGACAUCAGAUUGGUUGAAGCAGUUAAUUUCGAUACGGACGAGGCGCUUCUCACUGGAGAAUCCCUUCCUGUUACCAAAGAAUGUGACUCAACAUUCAAGGAAGACACGGGUCCCGGAGAUCGUCUCAACAUCGCCUACAGUUCCAGUACUGUGACAAGAGGCCGCGCCCGAGGCGUGGUCAUUGGAACGGGCAUGGCGACUGAGAUCGGUUCGAUUGCCGCUGCCCUGCGAGCCAGUAAUAGCAAAAAGCGUCAAGUCAAGCGUGGCCCCAACGGCGAGACCAAGAAGAGAUGGUAUCUCCAGGCUUGGACCCUGACUGGCACCGACGCUGUAGGCCGCUUCCUGGGUGUCAACGUCGGUACUCCGCUGCAGAGGAAGCUGUCUAAACUCGCUAUCCUAUUGUUCGGCGUUGCGGUGCUCUUUGCGAUAGUCGUCAUGGCUGCCAACUUGUUUAGUAGCAACAACGAGGUGAUCUUGUAUGCUGUCGGAACUGGCCUCAGUAUGAUUCCUGCAUGCUUGGUCGUCGUUCUCACCAUUACCAUGGCUGUUGGAACCAAACGCAUGGUCGAACGAAACGUGAUAGUCCGCAAACUGGAUUCGCUCGAGGCUUUGGGGGCAGUCACGGAUAUCUGCUCGGAUAAAACUGGCACGUUGACGCAGGGCAAAAUGGUGGUCAAGAAAGCGUGGAUUCCUUCUCGAGGAACAUACUCGGUCGGAACCUCAAAUGAGCCUUUCAAUCCCACGGUCGGAGAUGUGACUUUCACGCCUUUGCCUCCAAUGCAGUUCGAUGACGAAAAGGAGGGCCCUCCUGCAGAAAGCGUGGAGGAUCUUGUCGUUGGAAACCGCCAGCUCGAGGACUUUUUGGACGUCGCAUCCAUGGCCAAUCUCUCUCACGUCUAUAAGUCCGAGGAGGGUGAAUGGAGUGCCCGUGGAGAACCUACAGAGAUUGCGAUUGAAGUGUUCGCUUCGAGAUUUAACUGGAACCGAGAUCGCUGGACAAAAGGCCCGGGUGCCUUGUGGCAUCAGACGGCAGAAUUUCCUUUCGACUCGACGGUCAAGAAGAUGUCGGUUAUCUUCACCAAGAUUACAUCCCAGGAAGAGCGCCAGAUGGUUUUCACCAAAGGUGCGGUCGAGCGCAUUGUCGAAUCCUGCACCACAGUGAUCUGGGACCAAGAUUCCUCGACUCCCGUGCCCAUGACCGAUGAUCUCCGUGGACAAAUUUUCCAGAACAUGGAGGAGCUCGCCAAAAUGGGUCUGAGGGUGCUAGCUCUAGCACACAGGCCUUACGUGGAAAAAACUCGGCUCAUCGAAGGCUCUGACCUCGAGCGCGACGAGAUCGAAAAGGACCUCUGUUUCCUGGGGCUCAUCGGUCUGUAUGAUCCACCCCGUCCGGAGACUGCAGCAUCCAUUCAAGCGUGCUUUCAAGCCGGGAUUGAGGUGCACAUGGUCACCGGAGACCAUCCUGGAACCGCGAAGGCCAUCGCGCAGCAAGUCGGAAUUGUUCCCUCUGAUCUUAGCGCCGUUGCUGCUGAUGUUGCCGAAGCUAUGGUCAUGACCGCGGGCGAAUUCGACAAACUGACCGACUCCGAAGUGGACGCUCUCCCUACUUUACCUCUUGUCAUCGCACGAUGCGCACCUCAGACUAAAGUCCGAAUGAUCGAUGCCCUGCAUCGACGCGGUCGCUUCGCAGCCAUGACCGGCGACGGAGUCAACGAUUCACCCUCUCUGAAACACGCAGACGUCGGAAUCGCUAUGGGCCAAGCAGGCUCCGACGUGGCCAAAGACGCCUCGGAUAUCAUCCUCACGGACGACAAUUUCGCAUCCAUCCUGAACGCCGUCGAAGAAGGCCGUCGCAUCUUCGACAAUAUCCAGAAAUUCGUCCUCCACCUGCUCGCUGAGAAUAUCGCGCAGGCGUGCACGCUGUUGAUCGGGCUAGCCUUCAAAGACAAAGACGGCCAAUCCGUGUUUCCUCUCGCCCCUGUCGAAAUUCUCUGGAUCAUCAUGAUCACCUCCGGAAUGCCCGACAUGGGUCUCGGAAUGGAGGUCGCCGCGCCCGACAUCAUGGACCGCCCGCCGCAAACCAAGCAGGGUAUCUUCACCUGGGAAGUGAUCAUCGACACCCUAGUCUACGGCUUCUGGACCGCCGCGCUCUGCCUCUCGGCAUUCUCCAUCCGCAUGUGGGGAUUCGGCGACGGCAAUCUCGGCCGCGGCUGCAAUCGCGAAUACUCGGAGGAAUGCGAGCUGGUGUUCCGCGCCCGAGCCACCACUUUCGUUUGUUUAACGUGGUUCGCGCUCUUCUUGGCCUGGGAGAUGGUUAAUAUGCGGAGAUCGUUCUUCCGCAUGCAGCCCAAGUCCAAGAAGUAUUUCACGCAGUGGAUGCACGACGUGUGGCGCAAUCAGUUCCUCUUCUGGUCCAUCAUGGCCGGCUGGAUCACCAUUUUCCCCAUCAUAUAUAUCCCUGUGAUCAACCAUGUCGUGUUCAAGCACACGGUUAUCUCCUGGGAAUGGGGCAUUGUGUUUGUCGAGGCUCUGCUCUUUUUCAUGGGCGUCGAGCUCUGGAAGUUGGUUAAACGGGUCUUCUUCCGCCGGAUGAAGAGCAGCAAGGGAGAUAAUGGUCAAAUGGAGUCUCACAUGCUUCCUUAACAGUUGCUUCCCCUGGUCCAAGCAUAUGGGUCAGGGUGAUACAGAUCACUUGGUUUAUGGAAUCGCGACUCGGGAACUGGCUAACUGGUAAUAUGGACUUUUGAACACCGGAUAGGAGAUGAAGAAUAGGAGAGAUGGUGGUAGGGGUUUUCAUUCAUAGUCACUCGUUUGCCACGGUGCCUGGCAGUUUGGUACCAGGGGUAGUUUAUAGAUAGUGCCGUGUUAGGUGUUAUAGGGUAAUUUGAUAGCAGAUAGCAGCGGGUAGAGUAAGUGGGGAAAAAAUCUAAACUUUUACAAGGUGGAAGAAUGUCGCAUGCAGUAACAAAUGAGUUUUCAG